Messenger RNA from Tuber aestivum (summer truffle), 436 nucleotides. Lineage: Eukaryota; Fungi; Ascomycota; Pezizomycetes; Pezizales; Tuberaceae. The record is from the annotation of a GenBank genome assembly.
GUACCAAGUAUAACCCACCUACACUUUGAUUUCUCCGCCUCCAAUAUUGCGCCAACCAGUUCCGGCAUAGUAGUUGAUUUCCUACCCUUGACGUCUCGCCCACCACUUCAUCUUGCUAUACUAUUUGCGAAGGAUUCACCGGGAGAGUACGAGUGUCAUGGUGAUCCAAGGCUACUUGAAGGGAACGAUGUACGGAUGGCAAAGAAGAAGCUCCGAAUGGCAGCGUAUGAGAUCACGUCACCCGUAAAACUGGUCGGUUUUCUGGUAAGCACAAAGUUAUCUUGUACAGCUUUUUACUGGUGAGCAAAUGUUCAGGCAUAGAUUGGGUACCAAUAUGUUCCGCUUUCGCCUGAUCAAGAUUCUAACACCGGCCUUAGGUCAGCGAUGUUUUCGACUUGAGGAGGAAUGGGUAGCAGAUUCCUUAUCCAGUAGGGAU